AGAAAUUUCACACGUCGACGCUUAUUUUUACAGAGCCGUCCACACAAGCAUGAGCCUGCCGCCCAACUGGACCGCGUACAAGACCGCGGACGGCAAGGAGUACUACUACAACGCGCAGACCAAGGUCACGACGUGGGACCGGCCUGCGCCCAUCGCGUCGGCCAAGCCCGCAGCCGCACCGAGCCCGGCGCCAAGUGGUGGCGCGGGCCGCGGCAGCCUCCUCGCACAGAUCGAGCAAGGAAAGAAACUGAAAAAGGUGACGACGCGAGAAAGCGCGCCCCUCGCCGCUGUCGAGCCUCCAUCGUCGUCGUCGUCGGGCGGUGGCAACCCCCUCUUUGCCGCGAUUGCAGGCGGCGCCGCCAACCUCAAAAAGACCAACCGCGGGUCGCCGUCGCACGCGGUUGCGCCUACCAACAACGAUGCAAGUCCGAGCAACGGCAGCAGUAGCGGCGGUGGUGGCUUUGCCGAGAUCAUGCGCAAGAAUCGCGCGGCAGCGGCCCGGAAAGCGUCGUCGUCGGGGGCGCCCUUGAGCAACGGCAGCAGCUCGAGCACUGCGAGCCCCGUCACGCCAACACCGACGCCGAUGCCGGCCUACCGCAAGUCGGUUUCGAUGGUGCCAUCCGGGUCCUUGACCAACCUUCUCGCCGCCGAGGGCGGGUCCGGUCCACUCGAAGAGCAGCUCAACCGGAUUGAAGCCAAGCUCGACAAGAUUAUGGCCGCGCUCAACCUUGCCUAAUCAUCAAACACCAUUCAACACAUACAAAAGGACUACCAACGUAUUUUCUCAUAAAAAGCGGAUUCGAGACUAGGGCA
Molecule: messenger RNA, 813 nt
Organism: Saprolegnia diclina VS20
Lineage: Eukaryota; Oomycota; Saprolegniomycetes; Saprolegniales; Saprolegniaceae
Exons: 2
Coding region: 50-736 (228 amino acids)
Molecular function (GO): actin binding
Source: RefSeq, a predicted model, not a curated record